Molecule: messenger RNA, 624 nt
Organism: Caenorhabditis briggsae
Lineage: Eukaryota; Metazoa; Nematoda; Chromadorea; Rhabditida; Rhabditidae
Exons: 5
Coding region: 1-624 (207 amino acids)
Biological process (GO): central nervous system development; regulation of transcription by RNA polymerase II
Cellular component (GO): nucleus
Molecular function (GO): RNA polymerase II cis-regulatory region sequence-specific DNA binding; DNA-binding transcription factor activity, RNA polymerase II-specific
Source: RefSeq, a predicted model, not a curated record
AUGUGUUUCAUUUUUUCUCAUAGAUUUCAUAUACAAUAUCAUACAAAAGAAAAACCGUUCCGAUGCGAGGAGCCUGGAUGCGACAGAAGAUUUUCUAGACGUUGCUAUUUGUACAGCCACUUGAGAAGACAUUCUAAGACUAAACCUUUUUCCUGUGAUGUUUGUGGAGCUUCAUUUGAAAGGUUCAAAAAGAAAUCCACACAUAUGCACGAGGAACAUCCAAAAAAACCACUUCUUUGUACUGUUGUCGGCUGCGGAAAACGAUUCAGGUGUAUCAGGUACUUCGAGAAACAUCUCCGAAAUAGUCAUGGUUUGGAACCAUCCAUUAUCAAACAAAAUCAUUCUGAACAAUUGACAGUGCAGGGAAAAACGGAGAAAGGGAAAAAAUUCAAAUUUCCGCAUACAAAGGGUAUGAAGACGAGUUUCCGGACACGUGAGUCAGAACAUAUAUUAAAUCAGACUGUUCCGAAAAAGGUUAGAGGAAGUCUGAAUAGAGUUACAGAUGUUCAAAAACAUUUUUGUUUGUUUUUGGCCAUUUUGACCAUUUUCAGGAAUCUGCAGCUCGACUGUAAAGCUGUUGAUCACUUUGAAAAUUUUAUGGGGUGUAAAACAAACCUAGAUUGA